GAAUUAUAUGCGCAGGAAACUGAUGCUGAUUUGGUUUUGGAGCAUACGUAAAACAAUUUUCAUCCAGGAAUGAGUCCGGUUACGGGAGACAGAUGUGAAGAUGAAAAUGAGGUGGUGAUAAUUCUCACACGGGAGACGGGCAGCAACGCCAAGCUGCAAGAUGCGGUACUUGAGGGGAUACACCGACGUGAUGCAGAACUUGGACAGAAAAUCGCAGUGCGGUUCCUGGAAGCGCCGGCCGUGUGUUUCCGUCCGCUGCCAAUCGAGCGGAAGUUGCUCGAGGAAGCCGACGGAGAAAGAUGCUUUUCUUGGGUGUGCCUCACCUCGCCCGAGGCUGCGAGGCAAUUUUGUCGUGCGCUAACCGCAGACCCAGGGCUGUUUCUCGCUUCUCUCCUAGGUGGAACGACGGGCCGUGCGAGCGGAGAUGAAACCGCCACUGCUAAACAUGUUGAGGCGGCAAGGAUAGCCUGUGUGGGUGAGGCGACAGCGGAAGCGCUGCAAGUAGCUGUUGAGACGAUUUUUUCUUCUGCUGCAGGAAACGAAGCUGGUAGUACCAAUUCUGCUCCUGCCACACCCGCGCAGCGGCAAGAAAAAGUUGAGAAGCAGCUGCAAAAAGUCAAGCAGUGGGUGGAAACGCACAGUGCCGACUGCUUCAUUCCCCCAACCGCAAAUGCUAAGGCGCUCGGGAAAACGCUGCCGAUCCGAGGACAGAAGGAGCCUGUCGAUGGUGAGGGCUCCGCGCAUUUUCCAAAAAAUGUCAACCGAGUCCUUUUGCCCUGCAGUUCAGAGCAAAGGCCCGAUUUAGCGCAGGGAUUGACUUCGCGAGGCUUCGCCGUCGUGUCUCUCGCUACGUACGCUACGGGUGCGGUCGAAAGUCCUCCGUCGGAACUGGUGGAAAGCGGUUGCUUAUAUACAGGGCCGACACACACCGUCGUGCCGAAGAGCACCCGGCCCACGUGUUUGUGGACAUUUGCGUCCCCCUCCGCUGCGCAGGCGUGUUCGCGAUGGUGCGAGCAGGGGACAGAUUUGCAGACGGGCUCGGUGCAGGCCGCUGCCUGCAUAGGCGAAACGACUGCGGAAGCCUGUCGCAGGUUCUUUCCGCACGCAGAGGUUUUUUGUCCGGACGACAGUCCGGGGGUAGGUCCGUGGGCGGAGACAAUUCUAGCGUGGCUCGCUACUAAUACUAAACAUGGCAAAGAGCAGCGGACUGGAGGUUGUAGUGCAGGAACAAGAACUGUAGUAGAAAAUGAUGAUGUUCCGACGGCCCAAAUGAGGAAGGGGGGGGCCGCCGAGAGCGUCCGAACUGCGUCGGGGGGGCGUUGCACGAUAAGGCAAGCGGCUUAGCACGGUGCCGAGGGUGUUUGUCCAGGUGUCUAUGUGCCUAUGUAUAUAAUGGCUGAGCUGACUGCAUUUAGAUCGCCCCGGACCGGGGGGGGAGAGUAAGGCAACACCAUACCAACGGGGGGAGAUGGAAGGGCCGCGGAGGGUUGCGGGAGGUUGCGCUGGUUUCUGGGUCUACCCAGAUAGCCUCCUACCCGUACAUGCUUGCGCUACUUUAUCACUUUUCUUUUUUUAAAAAAAAGAAAACCUUGACGCUAUAUAAGCUCGAGGGAGUGAGGAAGCACUAUAGCAACGGGGGGAGAAGCGUUGCGGGGGGUUGCGCUGGUUUCUGGAUCUACCCAAAUACAGACCCACGCACACAGAUGCUACUAUAUUACUUCUUUAAAAAAUAAAAAAAAAGAAGGGCCGCAAUAUGCCCAGCAAAUCACAUAUAAGCGGCGGGGAGUAGGGAAGCGCGAUAGCAUAGCAGCGGGGGGGGAGGCGUUGUGGUGGGUGGCGGUGGGUGGCGGUGGAUUCGCGUGCUAUGUGUAUGUCUAUAUCAUAUAGAUAUAUAUACAUGUACAUGUAAGCACAGACUUUUCUAAUAUGCAUAUCUGCAUAUGCGGGGGGGGGAGGCUCGCGCGCACGUUUUCGCCCCUCGGUUCUUUUUCUUUUUUCAAAAUUGAGAAACACGCCGGAGACCCAUUGCGCUGCAGUUCUUGCACAAGUAGCAAAAAAAUGCCAAUCGCGAUGGUGUUGCACCUAUUUGCUCUCAUACCAGGAACAAGAACUGUAGAAGUAGAAAAUGAUGAUGUUCCGCCGGCCCAAAUGAUGAUGUUCCGCCGGCCCAAAAUGAUGAUGUUCCGCCGGCGUCCUUGCCAGGGGCGCCCGGACUAUGGCGACCGGCUUUGGCGGUCUCGCUGGUGCGUUUGGUGGUCGUGCGGUGCUGUUCGGCACGUCGCGUCGUAGUUGUUCCGUUCGGCGCGUCGCGUCGUAGCUGUUCUGGCCUUUUACCGUUUCCUUGAGGCGUUCGUCUUCAGACACGGCGGAGUGCUCGUCUGGAGUCGAAAAAAGGGGCCGCUGCGAACUCGAAAAGCCCGAAACCCGCUCGUGUCUGGAGACCAACGUCGCGACUGUUCGUCUUCAGACUGGGCGAGAUGCUUGUUUCCGGCCGUCAGCUAAACCGGUACCUCGUCUCGUUCCGGGGGCAAGGGUUAAGAACCGCUCGCCGGGCUUUCGUGUUCACAGCAAUGCGAAGUGGGGACUUUGCUAUUUGCUAGUGCGUCCUGCGCCCUGUUCUGCGUCCCGCGCCACUACUGCCUUUUACCGUUUCCCGGGGCCUAGAAGGACGGUAAAUGUUUGCGGCUGGAGAUGGUUGUUUGCUGCUGGGCGGGCUUCGUGGCGAGAAGCGGGUGGCGCAGGGAGUGCGCACUAUCGCGGUCGGCCUCGCUGGGGAUCGUUGCUGGUGUUCGUUUGAAGAUGUUGUUGGUGUGGGUGGACGCGUCAGUUCGUUGCAGCAGAGAAUCGCGACUCUGGGGGAAAAUCACCAGCAACAGGCCCCGAGCUCCCCUGUCGCGGUCGCUCGGACUAUGUCGGACUGUUCUGGGUCACUGCUCUCUUGUCGCGCUGCUGGUUGUCGCAAUCUUACAAUGCGGCCUGCACGCGUGUUGGAGGGGCUUGCUGGUGUGUGCUAACAGGUUUUCUUGUUGGAGAGUGAUAACAGAAGAAGAUGAAAGAUAAAUCACCAGCUUUAGACCCCGAGCGUCCUUGCCUAGGUUGCUCGUACUAUGACGGUCUGCACUGGGUCACUGGUUGUUAUCUUCUGUUACGCUAUUCGUGGACAUGCGGUAGUAGACGGUCUUGCCACGUGUGGGUUCUUGCGUCUCGUCCUAGCUCCUCGGCUUCCAUCCACCUGGGUCCACCUCCGUCCACGGUUUUCUCGCUUCGCUGCUGCUAGCAGAAUGCAAUCGUCCACGACAGUGCUGCAACGCGCGAGCAGAACCGCAACGGGAAGAAGUUGACGAAACGUCGGGACGUAAUGAACGAAAGAUAGGAGACAAGGGGAACACGACGGGGACCGGCGUGUAGCAAGGCCAGUCUCUAGAACGCGCGGGGGUUCAUCUUUUCUUUCAAACUACACAGGAUGUUAAAGUUCACCUACAAGUGAGAUCCGCCGGCCCAAAUGAGAUGAUGAUGUUCCGCCGGCCCAAAUGAGGAAGCUUUCUUGCGACGCCGAACUUCAAAGACACGCCCAUGUUGAUUCUUGACAGUUAGAAGAGCAGCCGCCAAACGAUGACAGCAAUUGCGAGCGAGGCGUUUGUUUCCUCGCCCGCGCCCUGUUGCUUCGCUCCGAUAUUUGAAUUUGACCACUAUCAGUUUGCAUGCAUUGCAGCACUUCUGCUGUAAAGUUUUUGUGGAGAUGAAGGUCGUGGAUCGCAGAAGAUCAAAAACGAGAACGCGCUGUCAUAAAGGGUUCUGAAAUUCAAAGUAAGUAGUUUUGGUUUGCACAAAAGGAAAUCUGAAAUUCAAUUCUCGGUUGAAAAAAUAAAUGCAACAUUCUCACCAGAUC
Molecule: messenger RNA, 3889 nt
Organism: Amoebophrya sp. A120
Lineage: Eukaryota; Dinophyceae; Syndiniales; Amoebophryaceae
Source: the annotation of a GenBank genome assembly